CAAGCCGCCACCCACAUGACAUUCCUGCCUUGCCCCGAACCAAGGGAACCUCAGCAGAAGGAAUGAACUACAUUUCCCGUCGUUCCCAUCCUUUUAACCUCCGCGAGUCGCGCAUGCGCACCGUCGGGGCCUGACUUCUUAGUUCGCCGUUGAAUCUUUGUCGGUGGGUGGUUGUGGGAGGGGAAGGGAAAGAGAGGAGACGGACGAGUUAGCGGUAGCGCGCGUGCGACGGCAGUAGGAGCAGCGAAGGGGAACGAGUGAGCACGUCAGGGAGUGUUUUAACCGCCGCCAUUUCUGUCAGCCCGGACUCAUGAUUCCCAUAUGCCCAGUAGUCUCUUUCACCUAUGUGCCCAGCCGGCUGGGGGAAGAUGCCAAAAUGGCCACCGGCAACUACUUCGGAUUCACCCACACCGGGGCUGCUGCCCAGUAUAGCCAGCAGCCAGCUUCAGGUGUAGCCUAUUCUCAUCCAACCACAGUUGCAAGCUACACUGUCCAUCAGGCUCCUGUAGCAGCGCACACAGUUACUGCUGCCUAUGCCCCAGCAGCAGCAACAGUUGCAGUAGCAAGACCUGCUCCAGUGGCUGUUGCAGCUGCUGCAACAGCGGCAGCCUAUGGAGGUUACCCUACAGCACAUACAGCAACAGACUAUGGUUACACACAGAGACAACAAGAAGCUCCCCCUCCACCACCUCCAGUCACUACACAAAAUUACCAGGAUUCUUAUUCAUAUGUUAGAUCUACUGCGCCAGCUGUGGCUUAUGACAGCAAGCAAUAUUAUCAGCAACCCACAGCCACUGCAGCUGCAGUUGCAGCUGCUGCCCAGCCACAGCCUUCUGUGGCAGAAUCGUAUUAUCAAACAGCUCCAAAAGCUGGCUAUAGCCAAGGAGCAACUCAGUAUACUCAAGCCCAGCAAACUCGACAAGUGACAGCCAUAAAACCAGCCACUCCUAGCCCAGCUACCACUACAUUCUCCAUAUAUCCUGUAUCUUCCACUGUGCAACCAGUUGCAGCUGCAGCUACCGUUGUUCCCUCAUACACUCAAAGUGCUACAUACAGUACAACAGCAGUUACUUACUCUGGUACAUCUUACUCUGGCUAUGAGGCUGCAGUGUAUUCAGCUGCAUCAUCUUACUAUCAACAGCAGCAGCAGCAGCAGAAACAGGCAGCGGCAGCAGCUGCUGCUGCUGCUGCAACAGCCGCCUGGACAGGGACCACCUUUACUAAAAAGGCACCAUUCCAAAAUAAACAGUUGAAACCAAAACAACCUCCCAAACCACCCCAGAUCCACUAUUGUGAUGUUUGUAAGAUCAGCUGUGCUGGACCGCAGACAUACAAAGAACAUUUGGAGGGACAGAAACAUAAAAAAAAAGAAGCAGCAUUGAAAGCAUCACAGAACGCAACCAGCAACAGUUCAUCUGCUCGUGGGACUCAGAACCAGCUGCGCUGUGAGCUCUGUGAUGUGUCUUGCACAGGAGCUGAUGCCUAUGCUGCUCAUAUUCGUGGAGCUAAGCAUCAAAAAGUGGUUAAGCUGCAUACUAAACUUGGCAAACCCAUUCCUUCAACUGAACCAAACGUUGUUACCCAAGCUACAUCUGCAACAUCUGCUUCCAAACCAACUGCUGUCUCUUCAAAUAUUGCAACUAGCAACAGCACUGUGAAUUCGUCUGUUACAUCUUUGGCAGUGAAAAUUCUUACUCCCUCUGCCAAUGUGCUGCUUAGUACAACAUCCAACAACAAAGCAACAGUAGUUCCAGCUAAUGUUGCUGUGAAGAAAAUAUCUACACCCAAAAUUAACUUUGUUGGUGGCAAUAAGCUACAGACAACAGGAAGCAAAGUGGAUGAAUUAAAAACAAUAGAAAAUAUCAAGACUACUUCUUCUAUUGCUGCCGUGCAAACCCAGGAAAUUAAACCAGAUACGUCUACUGAAUCUGUAACUACUACAGCUCUUGCUGCUUUGCAAAGUGAGGUCCAGCCAGUGGGUCAUGACUAUGUGGAAGAGGUACGGAAUGAUGAAGGGAAGGUUAUUCGUUUUCAUUGCAAACUUUGUGAAUGCAGCUUUAAUGAUCCUAAUGCCAAGGAGAUGCAUCUAAAGGGAAGGCGGCAUAGAUUACAAUAUAAGAAAAAAGUAAACCCAGACUUGCAAGUAGAAGUGAAGCCUAGCAUCCGGGCAAGGAAGAUACAAGAAGAAAAGAUGAGAAAGCAGAUGCAGAAAGAGGAAUAUUGGAGAAGGCGUGAAGAAGAAGAGCGGUGGAGAAUGGAAAUGAGACGCUAUGAAGAGGACAUGUACUGGAGGAGGAUGGAAGAAGAACAACAUCAUUGGGAUGACCGCCACAGAAUACCUGAUGGAGGAUAUCCUCAUGGACCUCCAGGCCCGCUUGGACUACUUGGUGUACGACCAGGAAUGCCGCCACAGCCCCAGGGACCAACACCUCUGCGUCGACCAGAUUCAUCAGAUGACCGUUACGUAAUGACCAAACAUGCUGCUAUCUAUCCAACUGAAGAAGAACUCCAGGCAGUACAAAAAAUAGUUUCUAUCACUGAGCGUGCACUAAAACUUGUAUCUGAUAAUAUGACCGACAAUGAAAAAAACAAGAGCAAGGAAGGAGAUGAUAAAAAAGAGGGCAGUAAAGAUAGAGCUUUGAAAGGAGUCUUACGAGUAGGAGUGUUGGCUAAGGGUUUGCUUCUUCGAGGAGACCGAAAUGUCAACCUUGUCUUACUAUGUGCCGAGAAACCUACUAAGACAUUGCUGAGUCGCAUUGCUGAAAGUCUGCCCAAGCAACUUGCUGUAAUAAGCCCUGAGAAAUAUGAAAUAAAGUGUGCUGUACAAGAAGCAGCCAUCAUUUUGAAUUCAUGUGUGGAACCGAAAAUGCAAGUGACCAUCACAUUGACAUCGCCAGUGAUUCGGGAAGAGAACAUGAGGGAUGGAGAUGUAACCUCGGGUAUGGUGAAAGAUCCACCGGACGUCUUGGACAGGCAAAAAUGCCUUGACGCUCUGGCUGCUCUACGCCACGCUAAGUGGUUCCAGGCUAGAGCUAAUGGUCUGCAGUCGUGUGUCAUAAUCAUACGUAUUCUUCGUGAUCUUUGUCAGAGAGUUCCCACUUGGUCUGACUUUCCAAGCUGGGCAAUGGAAUUAUUAGUAGAGAAGGCAAUUAGCAGUGCUACUGGACCACAAAGCCCUGGGGAUGCCUUAAGAAGAGUGUUUGAGUGUAUAUCUUCAGGAAUUAUCCUUAAAGGAGGUCCUGGCCUUUUGGACCCAUGUGAAAAAGAUCCUUUUGAUACACUUGCUUUAAUGACAGAUCAGCAACGAGAAGACAUUACUUCAAGUGCACAGUUUGCGUUGAGACUUCUUGCAUUCCGUCAAAUACACAAAGUUUUAGGAAUGGAUCCCUUGCCCCAGAUGAACCAGCGCUUCAAUAUCCACAACAAUCGUAAAAGAAGGAGGGACAGUGAUGGAGUUGAUGGAUUUGAAGCCGAGGGGAAAAAAGACAAGAAAGACUAUGAUAACUUUUAAAAAACAAAAAGGUGUGUUCAGUGUUAACACAGGUGGUAAUGGAGGCCAUUUGUUCUCUAAUUUUUUUAAAUGUCUAUUUAAAUACAUCCAAAAAAGUUAG
This is a messenger RNA of Rhineura floridana, 3611 nucleotides long. RefSeq names its product zinc finger RNA binding protein (gene ZFR). Gene Ontology annotation, molecular function: double-stranded RNA binding; zinc ion binding; single-stranded RNA binding. NCBI's taxonomy places the organism in Eukaryota, Metazoa, Chordata, Lepidosauria, Squamata, Rhineuridae. The record is from RefSeq and is a predicted model, not a curated record. The transcript has 20 exons. Gene Ontology annotation, cellular component: precatalytic spliceosome. The coding region runs from base 311 to 3511 and encodes 1066 amino acids.